AUGGCGAAAGAACAAGCCCUUUACUCGCACGGUCAUCACCAAUCUGUGGUGGAGGAUCAUGCUCGUCGUACUGCUCAGAACUCGGCAGCCUUUCUUCUGCCUCAUAUCAAGCCCAAAGACACUAUUCUCGACAUUGGGUGUGGACCCGGGACCAUCACAGCUGAUCUAGCAGCUUUCGUCCCUCAAGGAAAGGUCAUUGGUGGUGAUGCUGUUGAGGUUGUCUUGAAACAGGCAUCAGAAUAUGCCUCUUCGCGAGGGUUGACGAAUAUCAGCUUUCAACAGAUUGACGCUAAUAAUCUACUAUUCCCGGAUAACUUCUUUGACAUUGUGUUCUGCCACCAAGUCCUUCAACAUGUCAAGGAUCCAGUAGCAGUACUCAAAGAAAUGCGACGAGUUGCCAAACCAGGCGGUAUCGUUGCUGCUCGCGAAGCAGACUACAAGUCCUUUGCAUGGUAUCCUGAGCCGCCUGAAAUCUCCAGAUGGGCAGAGAUCUAUCAGAAAGUGGCGAGAACUAAUGGUGGUGAGCCCAACGCGGGGAGGUACUGUCACGUCUGGGCCCGACAAGCCGGUUUCACACCAGAAGAAAUCGAGACAACAUGGGACACAUGGAGGUACAGCGGAGAAAGACUUGUGCAGUUUUCUCAGAGCUGGGCUGGAAGAAUCUUGCAACCAGGAUUUUUGGGGACAGCCGUGAGAGAAACUUUCGCCACAGAAGACGAGGUCAGGGCUAUCUCAGAGGCAUGGAAGAAAUGGGGAUUGGAAGAGAGCGCUUUCUUUGCCAUUCCCAGUGGACAGAUUUUGUGUCGGAAGACUUGA
Messenger RNA from Rhinocladiella mackenziei CBS 650.93, 816 nucleotides. RefSeq lists its product as uncharacterized. The coding region runs from base 1 to 816 and encodes 271 amino acids. NCBI's taxonomy places the organism in Eukaryota, Fungi, Ascomycota, Eurotiomycetes, Chaetothyriales, Herpotrichiellaceae. The transcript has a single exon. The record is from RefSeq and is a predicted model, not a curated record. Gene Ontology annotation, molecular function: methyltransferase activity.